UAAUAUUUGUGUUGAGGGCACAAGUAUUUCUGUUUCCUCUACUAAUAAUAUUUGUGUUGAGGGCACAAGUAUUCCUGUUUCCUCUAUUAAUAAUAUUUGUGUUGAAGGCACAAGUAUUUCUGUUUCCUCUAUUAAUAAUAUUUGUGUUGAAGGCACAAGUAUUCCUGUUUCCUCUACUAAUAAUAUUUGUGUUGAGGGCACAAGUAUUCCUGUUUCCUCUACUACUGCCACAACUGGGUUGACCCCAACCCUCUUCAUCCUCAUUGUCAAUCUGAUUGGCAAUGUCAGCAAGGAGACAAAUGCUUUAGGCAUUGGAACCUGCGGGAGGUUGAUCAUGGGAUUUGUUUCUCCAAUUAUCAGGUUUCCACCUGUAGCCAGCAUAAGGAUUGUAAUUAUGGGGAUUAUUGUUGUGGAAUGUAUUGUUGCUCUCCUUCCUAUUUCAGACAAUGGCAGAAUUUUUCCUGUUUCUCAGAUAUGCAGUGUAGAAGUUGGCAUACCGGACAGUACUGCUGUAACAACAACCUGUGCUGUGAUGACCGGAAACUUGAAAUUCAGGUCGCAGGGAAUAAAACAAUAGCAGACAUCAACAAUAUAGAAUAUGUUUUAUCUCUACCCAAAUCAGCUAAUCAAGAAUCCGCUGAUCAAGAAACAGCUGAUCAAGAAACAGUUGAUAAAGAAACAGCUGAUCAUGAACCAGCUGAUCAAGAAUCAGCUGAUCAUGAAACAGCUCAUCAAGAAACAGCUGACCAAGACAGUUCAGAUCAUGAGUCAAUAUCCCAAGAAUCAGUAGAACAUGAUUUUGGUGAAAUGGCUAACAUCUCUGAGGAGUUAUUGGAAGCUAGUGCUGACGUGAAUUUAUCAGAUGAGGAAGGGGCUGACAACUCUGAUCAGAUCAGCCAUGACAGUUCUGACAGCGAAGAAGUUGACAGCUCUGAUAUUGAGACGAAUGAAAUUCCUGAAGUUGACGCAGAACUUGAAAAGUUUAACAACAUGGAAAAUCACCUUACAAAUGAUGACAUUACCAAUGAAGAAGCUGACCUUGAACAUGAUUAUGAACAUGGAGAUGUAGAAGAUGAUGAACUAGAAGCUGCAGCAGGUGCUGUUGACGAUGUUGGAAACAGUGUUGAUGAUGAUGAACCAGAAAAGGCUGCCGAAGAUGAUGAACCUGAAAAGGCUGCCAACGAUGAUGAACCUGAAAAGGCUGCAGAAGAUGAUGAACCUGAAAACGCUGACGGAGCUAAAAUAUUCUAUUCUCAUGAGAACGAUGAACCCUCUGUAUUGACUGAUAUGGAUUUUGAAACAAAUAAAUUUCUUGAAGAGCAUACAGAUAUUUUUGAUGCAGAGACAAAUCACAAAUAUUCUAUUUCUCAAGGAGAAAACGCAGAGGAGUUGACAAUUCAUCAACAGUACUACGAAAUAAACCCAGAGGAUCAAGAUCAGGAUCAGGGUCAUGAUCAGAAUCAAGAUCAGGAUCAGGAUCAGAAUCAGGAAUAUCAGGAGUCAGGAGAACACGAUGAGGAAUCAGGAGAUGAACAUCAAUCAGGAGAUGAACAGGAGUCAGGAGAUGAACAGGAGUCAGGUCAUGAACCGGAAUCAGGAGAUGAGCAGGAAUCAGGGCUUGAACAGAACCCAGAUGAAAGUCCUGAAUCAGGAUAUGAAUCAGAACCUGAUCAAGAAUCAGGUUUUAAGCAGGAGAUAGAAAACCUGGAAAACCCGCCAAACGAACAGGAAUCUGUCAUUGAACAGAAAAAAGUGAAUGAACAGGAGGCGGUUAGUGUAAAUCUCAGUGAUGGAUUCAAGUAUCAGAGUCCGAAAAACAGACAUGUGGUGUCGAGAGGUUUUUCAAACUCUGGAACUAUUCUGUCCUUAUCCGGGCUUUUAUUGGGACUAAUUGGCUUGGUUCAAUUCAAUUCAAUGUCUUCCUAGAUCAGACAGUAGUGAAAUCUUUUAGAAACUUUAUGCUUUUUAUAAAUGCAGUGGGACCCAGAAAUCUAUGGAUUGGGAAGACGUUUGUUUCAGCUUAUGACUUUGAAUGUUAAAUGAAAAAAAAUACAGCAUUUGCGCAAUGUAUAAUUAGACCCAUUUAAAUUUCUAAGUUUGUUUUAAAGCUAUUGGUAAAACUAUUCGCGUUAGAACAAAAUUGUUUACUCUCCUCUUCUCUCCUCUCCUCGUUAUUCAUAAUGUAUUUAUAUCUAUAUAGAAGCAAGAAAUUUACUUCUAAAAUAUCUUUUAAAAGUCUUUCUAUUCCAUAGUUUAAUGAGCCCAACUGAACCCUAAACUGUACCAAAUAGUCUUAUUUAAUUAUACUGCUUCAUACUUUUAUUUCAUUUGAAGUCAUAAAUUGAUAAAUAUCUGUAACCACUAACCAUUUACUAUAAAUGCAAUGUUUAAAUGUGUUUAGUCCAUUCAUUUCAUUCGAAUUUGGAACCCUCGAGAAACGCUUAUUCAAGUAAAAUGUGCAAGCAGAAUGUAAUUUUUUUUCUAAAUAAUAUGCUUAUUAUUUUUUAUUGGAUGUUCUAUUCUUCUUAGCCCCUGUUUUAUAACAAAUAAAAACAAAGUCAGUCAAAAUAAUAGAUGAAUACAUUUGUUUUUGCAGGAAACGUUAAAAAGGAAAAUUAUAAAAUAUUUUUUAAAAGUUUCUGAUACGAAAAAAUUGUUUACAAAUAUAAAAAUUCGUGGAAAAAAUUAUUGAAGUCCAUGAUUACUGUAAUUGAAAUAAAUGAUUGUAUGUCUUGGCAUAUAUCGUAAGUAUGUUUUGUAUUUUUAACAAUUACACUUCAAAAACUAAUUGUCUAAAAAAUGAAACAUCUAUAGAUUUUAUUUCUGUUCUAAAUGCUUAAAGUAUAGUUUUGUGUAUAUAAAUAUAUAGGUUUACUUGUUGCAUUGUACAUAUAAUAAAAUAAAUUUUAAAAAACCUGA
This is a messenger RNA of Eurytemora carolleeae, 2919 nucleotides long. RefSeq names its product aspartic and glutamic acid-rich protein. The transcript is spliced from 11 exons. Bases 415 to 1926 code for a protein of 503 amino acids. The record is from RefSeq and is a predicted model, not a curated record. Lineage: Eukaryota; Metazoa; Arthropoda; Copepoda; Calanoida; Temoridae.